Arabidopsis lyrata subsp. lyrata is the source of this 2417-nucleotide messenger RNA. Its product is annotated as pentatricopeptide repeat-containing protein At3g56550. The transcript has 2 exons. NCBI's taxonomy places the organism in Eukaryota, Viridiplantae, Streptophyta, Magnoliopsida, Brassicales, Brassicaceae. The record is from RefSeq and is a predicted model, not a curated record. The coding region runs from base 32 to 1777 and encodes 581 amino acids. Gene Ontology annotation, molecular function: RNA binding; protein binding; zinc ion binding. Gene Ontology annotation, biological process: RNA modification.
UUUUGGUGUGCGGGGGAAAGAGAGGGAGACGAUGUGCGAGAAAGCGAGAGUGAUAGUGAGAAUGCUACAAGGCUGCAACAGCAUGAACAAGCUCCGUAAGAUUCAUUCUCAUGUCAUCAUCAAUGGUCUCCAUCAUCAUCCUUCCAUCUUCAACCAUCUCCUCCGCUUCUGCGCCGUCUCCGUCAACGGCUCUUUGUCUUACGCUCAGCUUCUCUUCGACCGUUUCGAUUCUGAUCCAUCUACGUCGGCUUGGAACUACCUUAUUCGUGGCUUCUCCAUAUCUUCUUCUCCUCUUUAUACGAUUCUCUACUAUAAUCGAAUGCUUCUCUCCUCUGUUUCACGUCCUGAUAUCUUCACUUUCAGUUUUGCUCUCAAAGCAUGUGAGAGGAUCCGAUUGAUUCCGAAAUGUUUGGAGCUUCACGGUUCGGUUAUUCGAUCUGGGUUUCUUGCUGAUGCUAUUGUUUCCACUAAUCUCGUUCGUUGCUACUCUGCGAAUGGAAGUGUUGAGAUUGCAUCCAAAGUGUUCGACGAAAUGCCUGUUAGAGACUUAGUUUCUUGGAACGCUAUGAUCUCCUGUUUUUCUCAUGCUGGUUUACAUCAUCAGGCGUUCAGUAUGUACAGUCGAAUGGCAAAUGAAGGUGUGUGUGUUGACGCUUACACGAUAGUUGCUUUGUUAUCUUCUUGUGCUCACGUUAGUGCUUUGAAUAUGGGAGUUAUGCUACACAGGAUCGCCUGUGAUAUUCGAUGUGAGAGUAGUGUCUUUGUGUGUAAUGCUCUUAUUGAUAUGUAUGCAAAAUGUGGUAGCCUUGAAAAUGCUGUUGGUGUGUUUAAAGGGAUGCGCAAGAGAGAUGUGUUGACCUGGAACUCAAUGAUUAUUGGGUAUGGAGUUCAUGGGCACGGCGUAGAGGCCAUCUCAUUCUUCAGAAAGAUGGUGGCUUCCGGGGUUAGACCCAAUGCCGUCACAUUCCUCGGAUUGUUGUUAGGUUGUAGUCAUCAAGGUCUAGUUAAAGAAGGAGUUGAGCAUUUUGAAAUCAUGAGUUCACAGUUCCAUUUGACUCCGAACGUCAAACACUAUGGAUGCAUGGUGGAUCUCUUUGGACGAGCAGGUCAGCUAGAAAAGGCCCUUGAGAUGAUACACACGUCUUCCUGCCAUGAAGAUCCUGUCUUGUGGAGAACCCUGCUUGGCUCUUGCAAAAUCCACAGGAAUUUGGAAUUAGGAGAAGUAGCCAUGAAGAAAUUGGUGCAGCUUGAGGCUUUCAAUGCAGGGGAUUAUGUGCUUAUGACUUCGAUAUAUUCUGCUGCAAAUGAUGCACAAGGUUUUGCUAGUAUGAGAAAACUAAUAAGAAGCCAUGAUUUACGGACUAUUCCAGGCUGGAGUUGGAUUGAGAUCGGUGAUCAAGUUCACAAAUUUGUCAUUGAUGACAAAAUGCAUCCGGAGUCUGCACUUAUUUACUCAGAACUCGGGGAAGUAAUCAACCGUGCCAUUCUAGCUGGAUACAAGCCAGAGGACUCGAACAGAACUGCUCAUACUCUUUCUGAUCGGUGUUUAGAAUCUGCAGAUACAUCUCACAGUGAAAAAUUGGCUAUUGCAUAUGGAUUAAUGAGAACUACUGCAGGAACAACUCUCCGGAUCACAAAGAAUCUGAGAGUUUGCAGAGAUUGUCAUUCAUUUACAAAAUAUGUAUCAAAAGCAUUCAAUCGGGAAAUUAUUGUAAGGGAUAGAGUUCGAUUUCAUCAGUUUGCAGGUGGUCUUUGUUCUUGCAACGACUACUGGUGAUAAAAAAACUGUUCUUUAUCAGCUUAAAAAGGUUUGACAUUUGCUUGUUUUACUGUAUUGGUGUAAGAUUCGACUUCGUGUGCCUUAGGCGAAUUGAUAGUUAUUCGCGUGUUAUACUCUCUUGGUGUUUUGUUAAGUAAGUUAGCUGAUAAUACGAGGUUUCCACAAUAUUUUCUAUUUGUUCUAUUUUCUGAUUCUUUGUUAAUAUGAUCUCCAUCUUCUCUUUCAGAAUUAUCACCACAAGACUCCUUAAAAGGAAAAGUGAGAGAGACAGGAGAUGAGACAAUCAUUGACACAGAGGUCGUGAUUAUGGUCUGGAACAAGAAUAUAACAGAGACGCGAAAAUCAACCAAAGAAAAAGAAGAAUCCAAACCCCAGAAAUUGCAGAGACUUGAGAGCAUUCUUUGGGAUUGCAACACUUGAAGAGAAGAACCGAAGCUGAGUACCUAGUGAGUGAUAGAGAGCUUAUCAAACCAGGACUUUGUUGAGGUAGCCACGAGUGAACAAAAGAGUGUUAAAUUAUUAGCCAGAGGGUCCUAGUUGGGUAGUGAAUAGUGUUAAAUUGAACAUUUAAAAUAAACUUUAAGCUAGAUUGUGAACAAUAGAAUGUGUUUGGUGCUGUUACAAAGUGUAUAGAUCA